This is a messenger RNA of Cylicocyclus nassatus, 1373 nucleotides long. NCBI's taxonomy places the organism in Eukaryota, Metazoa, Nematoda, Chromadorea, Rhabditida, Strongylidae. The record is from the annotation of a GenBank genome assembly.
CAGAUAAGGCUCGUGACCCUGUCAAAGAUGCUUCGAAAUUGCUGCUAGAAUGUGCCGAACGAGCGCCAGCAGCUGAUAAGUGAGACUGUCUUUGUGUGGAGAUUGACUGAGUUGAAAUGUGGGCGACUGGGACGGUUGUAUGUUCACCGGUUUAUCGUCUACUGACCACUUGUUGUCCAAUUCGACGUGCUACCGCUGACGGUAAUGCGAAUCGAUACCAACCGACAAAUCAAAAAAGCGUAGACGUUGGUGCACUGCCAACGUUUACCUCACAAACGCUAACAGUUCAACCCGAUUGCGUGGAUCCGUUCGAAGUACCUGAGGAGCAGAAAUAUGGGGAAAUUCGAGCCCGACUGGAAUACGACUUUUCCCAAAACAAGCUAUCAGUUACAAUCCUGGAAGCACAUGGACUUCCGGCAAUGGAUCGUAAUGGAAUGUCGGAUCCAUACGUAAAAUUAUGUAUUCUGCCGGAGCGGAAGCAAAAAUACGAGACGAAAAUUAUUCGAAACUCGCUGAAUCCCGUCUAUAAUGAGACAUUCAUGUUUACGCUUCCCUUCAAUGAACUCCAGUCGAAGACGUUGAUGUUGACCGUUUUUGACUAUGAUCGAUUAUCGAAGGAUGACAAAAUGGGUCAAUUAUCGAUCCCCCUCGAAUCGAUCGAUUUCGGCACAACGACGGAUAUUUGUCGUUAUUUGUGCAAACCGGAGAAUGACGACGAUCGUGAUUCACGACUAGGAGAUAUUUGCUUCUCUACGCGGUAUCGUCCAGCCACCGGUACUGUGACUCUCACUAUCAUGGAAGCGAGAAAUUUGAAGAAAAUGGAUGUGGGCGGUUCAUCGGAUCCAUAUGUGAAAAUAUACUUAUACCAUGGUAGAAAGCUUCUCAGCAAGAAGAAAACGUCACGAAAAUAUCGUACUCUCAAUCCGUACUACAACGAAAGCUUUCAAUUUAAAAUCGAGCCAUCGAUGAUGGACAAAGUUCAUCUAAUUAUCUCCGUAUGGGACUACGACAAGAUGAGCAAAAAUGACUUCAUUGGGGAGGUAACUCUAGCCUCACAAUCCCUCAAUCUACCCCAAGUGACCAUAGCGUGUCACGAACAAUGGGCAGAAAUGUUGACUUCACGACGGCCUGUCGUCCAGUGGCACACACUGCAGGAUCGUUGGGAAAAAGAAAAGGAGAAAGGAAAGUUUAAGGAAUAACAUUUUCCUGGAAGAUGCGAACUUUAAUAGUGGUGCACUUGAACAUGUCGUGUUGUCAAGUAAUUUAUUGAAGAAAAAUUACCAGGGUGGGUAAGGCGGGAUUAAAACCAAAACAUUUACUGAAUUUCAAUUUUGCAUUUGCAAAAUAACAUGCUCACAAUAUUUUGAUAUCGC